AUGCCUCCCAAGCAGAUCGGAAAGCGUAAGCAGGACGAUCUUCCUGCGGGCGAUCCCACCGCGUCCUCAACGCUUCCUUCUGACGAUGCUCCUGCCCCUGCGAAGCGAGCGAGGAUAACGCGUUCGUCCAAAGCGACCGUGCCUAUCGAUGAACCAACUCCGAUGGAUAUCGAUGAUCCCGACAUCGUCGACGAUCCUGAUGGUGUCACCGAUAACCCUGGCGGCUACAAGCCAUCUCCCUCGAUCAAGAAACAUCAGCCAAAAACACGGGCUUCUACCAAGGUCAAGGCUCCUCUGGCACGGCAGCAAUCCGAUGAGAGCGAUACUGAUGGCGAUAAUUCAGCGGAUGACUCGGGUUCUGUCGAUGGAGACGGCGCUGGGAAUGCAUCAACCAAAGUCCUAGCGCUGAACGAUGAGCAGAAAAUAGCGCUCAAGAAGCCAAAAAUCGAUUUCUCCCUUGCACCGAUAACCGAUGUCAAGGACAUGUUCGAAGACAUGGUAGGGCGUGCAUUGGGUGCCAACCUGGACGCGGCCGCGGCAAAAUUUGGCAACAAGCCGCUCCGUGUUGCGACGAUGUGCUCAGGCACAGAGAGUCCCCUUCUUGCAUGGAAAAUGAUCAAUACCGGCCUUGAGAGCAACAUGAAACGCCGCAUCGAAUUUAGUCACGAAUUCAGCGCCGAAAUCGAGCCGUUCAAGCAAGCCUAUAUCGAACGGAAUUUUGAUGUUUCACUGUUAUUCAAAGACGUCGUCGAGAUGACUCGAAAGAAAUUCGAGAAGGCGACCACCGCAUAUGGUAGAGAGGCGGAAAUCCCUGGAAAUCUCGAUUUCCUCAUUGUCGGAUUUUCUUGCGUCGACUUUUCGAACCUUAAUACCAACAAGAAAACCCUCGAAGCAGACGGGCAAUCUGGCCAAACCUUCCGUGCCGUUAUCGGAUAUGCGGAGAAGUGGUAUCCGAAUAUCAUUCUUGUGGAGAACGUCUCGGGAUGCAAAUGGGACGGGCUCAAAACAAGCUUCGAUGCGAUUGGCUACGAGUUCGAGUGGGUGAAAGUAGAUACUAAAGACUACUAUAUUCCGCACACUCGUCAGCGAGGCUAUGGCAUCGUUGUCCGUCGUGCAAUCUUCAGUAGCCCAACGGAUGCGAGGAAAGCGGUAGAAGCUUGGAAACGCCAUCUGACAGUAACGUUCAAACGUCCUGCUUCGUCAACAUUCAUCGACUACCUGCUUCCCGAACAUGACCCACGAAUUCAGAAGGCCAAGUGGGACCGGGCAGCGAAAAAGUCAAAUAACACAUCUUGGGAAGCGUCUCAGGUCCGCCAUGAAGAAGUGCGCCAAGAUUUGGGAUUGGGUGACAAACGCGAGUUCCUCAAGUGGGUUUCCAAUGGGGGAUGCCGACCGCGAGAGUACAUGGACAGAGACUGGAUUCUCAGAAGAGCCGAACGAGAAUUGGACCUUUUGGAAGUUGUCAACCUUCGGGCGAUCUGUGAACUGGAAGUCGACCCUGAAUUUAAGGCGAUGGUCUUCGACAUUUCACAAAACCCAGAGCGUCUCAUGAACGCCUACCCACAACACGUUAUCAAUUGCAUCACGCCACGAGGUGUCAAGUACCUGACCUACAAGGGCCGUUCGCUUACUGGAUUCGAACUUCUUCACCUACAAGGCAUUCCCAUCGACACAAUUUCUCUAACCAACGAGACGGACGAGGAACUGUCCGAUCUUGCAGGGAACGCGAUGAGCACGACUGUCAUCGGAGCCUCCAUAUUGUCCGCCAUGUUGGCGGUAUUCCCGCUGCGGAACCCGAAUCCGGCUAGUUCUUCGAAUACCAAGGAUUUGAACGGACACGCAAACAAUGGGAUUCUACCAGCAAAAAAGCGAGAUGAGAAGAAAACGGCGAAGAAGGUCAAAACAUUCAAGUCCGACUUCCACCCUCCCCUGGAGCCGUAUGCGGGCGGCGACGACGAUCCACGAGCCAAGGAUUGGAACCCAGAUGUCAUGCCCGGCAAAUACGACGAUGAGAUAGACGUACCUCGUGUUAGCAAUUUCGGAUCAUAUCUUGAAGGCCUUCGAAUGAGUCCAAGAUAUGAUGAUGUUGAACUCGGAGCAAUCGAAAGUGCCCGAAAGUGCUACUGCGAAGGCUUCGAUCGGGUUGCUCCUUCAGCAAUCCAGCGUUGCCGUAGCUGCAACCACACCACUUGCGUCACUUGCGGCCAACAUCCGGAGCACGAGUACCAAGUCGUCACGACGGCGACCAAUUUCCCACGGGCACCGAGUCCGCCUCCAAGCCCUAAAAUAGUUGGCAAGGAGCCCAAAAAGGGUUCUGACAAACCUCCUCACGUUGAGCAUUGGGAUAUCAACAACAGAAAGAGUGACGGGAGAUUAGAACCCCAUGAAUUCAAGCAGACGUGGGCAAAAUCGUUUCCGCUCAAGAUUCGACUUACAGGAUACACUGAGAACCCAACUGGCAGUAUAACCUUGAGGGAUCGGGUUCAACUACGGACUCGCAAUGCUCUUACACAGCCCCUGUCGCUAAAGCAGAUCAUUCGGUCGACAAGUUGGAUCGUCCAGUACGGCAAUGAUGACGCCCGGCUCCAAAUAGUCAUCAAUGACCAUUCCCGCAUUCGGUUGUUCAUCAAACCUGACCACGCGCUCCCCCUCGGUGACCCCUUGAGGCAGUUUUUGGAACUUUUCCCCGUCGCCGAGUGUCAGUUCAAGUUUGACUUCUGGAAGCCCAGCUAUCGCCAGGAGUGGGAAUGGUUAGAGCCAUUCGAUUGCCCCAGCCUAACUCCAGACAGAAAUGUCCUGGAGCAGGCGCCCCCGAUGCCGAUCACCAUCAUCGGCAAAGUCAGAGAAUCGCCCUCGGCAAGGGCCCAAACGGGGAUUGAGAGGUGGGCCAACGAGACAGUCCCGUCGGAACUUGAGAUUGACGCCUCAAAUUUCGAUAUGGAACAGCCCUCUUCGAGGACCCGCAUCUCCGGGACGUACCGAUACCUCCCCAAGUGCGGUACAGCAUUCUCCUGCCUAUAUUCUUUACAGGGCAGAAGCCAGGGCGAGAACGUCUUCUUUUUCUUGGAGAUGUCAAAGUUCGACGGCAAGGAGGCCGAUCGAUUCGUGUUCUCCCCGGAGCACGAACGACUAGACGACGGCCAAGUCCGGCCGAUAAUCGCCUUGCUGAACUCAGCAUGGCGCCCCUGGGGUCUACCCAUCCAGUCAGACCAUGCACCCCAUCCCCCCUCCCCCUCCCCCGACAAGAUCGCGGCGAUCUCUGGUGGCAGCACGAUGGCCAUGGAUACGAGUAUUGCCCCAGUACUCCGUAUCCACGGAAAAUGGUGCCCAAUGGAGACCCGGCUGGAAGUUGUCGACUCCGCCAUAACCGUAAAAGGUUAUGGCCGGAGCGGCCUUUCGGACCAUGACUAUGGCAGCUGCGAUGACCAUUUCUCCCUGGUCACAGUACGGGUGCCGCGACCGGAAGUGUGGCAACACACCAAAGCACGGUGGUACACGCUGACGGACGUUGGCAUCCCGGAAGAGCUCGCGGGGAAUUUCCUUUGGGCCAUUCAAGCAAUCCAGAGCGAUUUGGGCAAGGACCCCAGACCGAUCCCGAUUCGAACGAUCUCGAAGGAAGAUCUCCCAGCUGCACUUUGUUUCACGUGUGCACCAAGUAAACCGAUGACCGUCUGGAAACGCGAUACAGACAGGCCGAAUGCCACCAUGGAAUCCCUCCUCCCAUAUGAGGAACCCGCUGUCGCGCGUCGCUACGAGAUGAAAUUGAAACGGCAACCGCCACGACUGUCAGCGACGGUCAGUGAAGACGGCGACUCCCGGCUUUCAGUUCGAGUAAGCGGAAGUAUUCGGCUACUCGAGCACAUGGCUAUAUCAUUACUGAGCGAGACCUUGGCUGCACCCAUCAAACGGAGCCAGCUCAUCGAAAUGGGCACAAUGUGGCGCCUCGACCCUUUCUUCGUGCCCUCCACUGACCACCACGCUCCCGUAUUUACUCUUCAGAGUAACAAGGAGACAGCGCCAUAUGUGAAUACCGGUCUCUUCAACGGAAACCUAAAGCUGAGAGACGACCAGCAGCGAUCACUCCAAUGGAUGCUGGAGCAGGAGCGAGGAAAGGUCUUCGAAGUCGAAGAAUGGGAGGAAGCCUGCGUGCAGAAAGUGGGCUGGCGACUGUCCGUUGGAGCAAAGGCAAAGGUCCUUGUCAAGGGCGGUGUUAUCGCUGACCAAGUCUCCUAUGGAAAGACCAUCAUCUCUCUGGGUCUCAUCUCCACGGACGUUGUUAAGAAACCAGACGCAAGCCAGAAGGAGUUCAAAGCCCAGCCAGCGAAGUCACAAACUGAACCCGGCCAGGUUGAUGCAACACUGGUUAUAUGUCCAAGCCACCUAGUCGAGCAAUGGGCGGACGAAGCCAAGAUCUUCCUCCCGAAAGAAUACUUUGGCGGGGAAAAGGUCCUAACGGUUAGGACGAUCGGUGAUCUGAGAAAGAUCACUAUAGCCAAAGUCCGCAACGCACGCAUAAUUGUCCUAAACUGGGACAUCUUAACUAACAGUACAUACGUGAACGACCUUGCGAAGUUCGCCGCCGUUCCGAAACCGGUCAUUUACAAAGGUCGCGCCUAUGCUUCCUACCACGCGACGCUAAUGACCGAAUUUCAGAAAGAGGCGAGCCGGAUGUGGUCUGACAAGGCCGCCUUCACGAAGGAGUUUGCAGGGAAGCGCCGUCUUGACAAGAUGAAAGAAGAGAUAUUUACAGGGAAUCGAUUCAGUGAGCCGGCACUGGACCUAAAGGACAAGUUUGUUGGAGUUCCCUUGCAGGCCUUCAAAUUCAGGCGGAUUAUCGUGGAUGAGUUCUCGUACGUGAACGAGAGGACGGAUAUUGAGAACCGGAAGCAGACACUGCUGAUCGAGCUAUCUGCUCUGGAGGCCGAAGCUCGGUGGCUCCUUUCUGGGACCCCUCCGCUAUCGACCUUUGAAGAUGUCAAUCGCGUCGCCACACUCCUUGGCAUCAGUCUAGGUGUAGCUCGAUAUACCAUGGCAGAGCUGAAGUCGAAGCAGCGCAGCCCAGGCGAGAUUUUUGCGCAGUUUAAAGAAGCGCGGAGUACGAUGUGGACACAGGCCCGUAACCGACAAGCGGCCAAAUUCCUCGACGUAUUCGUCCGACAGAAUGAGGCGGACCUCUAUGGGGUCGAUUGUUACGAGAUCAUCAUGCCCGUAUACCUCCAUCCCGACCACAAAGCGCAAUACCUUCAACGCGCGCAGCUGCUCAACAUCAUUGACAACAAUGUCAAAACCGAGGACGACAAGAUCUCCCGCUGUGAGGGACUUCUCGAUGGUAUGAGCAGCCCGGCAUUGGCCUUACAGCAGUCUGCGACGGUGUUCUCGGGAGAAACUCUGAGGGACAUACUUUCCGCCCGGAAAAGCCAGUCCGACAAGAUCUUCAAUGGUAAUUUCACAGGCUUCGUCAAGAUAGCCUACGGUUGCUAUUGCCAGGCGAAUAUGGCGAACAAACAGCAGAAAAGAGCCGAUAUGACGGAGAUCCUGCAGCGGUAUGAAACAUGGAAACAAGGGACCAUAAAGGGUACUUACAACGACCCUGAGUGCACCCGUCGCUUCGCCUCUCUCAUCAAGCAUGUGGAGUCUGGUGUAGCGGACACCAGUGUACCCGACAAAGGCGAAGAAGAUGGAAAAAACCCUCUGGUUGCCGAUUGGAAAAAACCCCCCAUGUCAAAUUUCCGCGAAGUGAUUCUCCGUAUUCGGAGAGCGGCCAAGGAUAUUGUUGAACAUGAACGAGGGUUGCGCUUCGUGAGACACACGCAGCGCAUGAUCGAGCUCGCGCCUUAUCUCCCUUCCAACGUUUCGAUGGCCUGCAGCAAGUGCAGCGUGCCUACGAAUAUUUUACGCUUACAAGUCCUCUCUUUGUGCGGACACAUCCUUUGCGACGCAUGCCAUGGGACCGGAACACCUACGCCUCCAUGCACCAUUGAUGGGUGCGAUGGAUUCGCCCACAAGAUCGUAGGCGUACGCCUCCACGAUCUUAUUCCUUCCAAAAAAUACCAAGUUCAUCCGUUCUCAGGCAAAUACGGGGAAAAGUUGUGCAGAGUUGGCCAAUUGAUCGAAAUGUUUAAAGACGACAAGAUUCUGCUCUUCGUGAGCACUACACGUCAACGCGAUGAAGCCGUUCGCGUCCUCGAUUUCCUCCAGAUUGGUCACCUCACUCUGUCUUCUGAGGCCCCGUCGAGUGACUCUGCAAGGAAGAAGAAGGCUGGCAUUAGCGAGAUGAUGAAGGACGCAGACGAGAAGCUCGCUCAUUUCAAAACAGAGCCCGAGAUGAGAGUCCUGAUUCUAAACCAAGGCGACGAAUGUGUGGCCGGCGCCAACCUUACCGAGGCACGCCACAUCAUCUUCCUUUGUCCCGUGUUGGCCUCGACUCAGCAGGAGUACCGAAUGCAAAUGUGCCAGGCCAUUGGCCGGAGCAGACGAUAUGGCCAGAAAAAUAAAAUUUUCGUCUGGAGAUUCGUCUCCUUACAAACCAUUGAUGUUGACAUCCUGGAGCAUAGGGAGCAUCGUACGCGGGUUGUGCGGUCUCUUGAGGAAGCGGUCAACCCGGCAAGCUUUGCUAUUUCUCCUCACCCAGCUGACAUUCAUGCACCUCUACAAGAGCCAGGCUUCAACGAGAAGGUCGGAAGCGUCCUCGAAUUAGUGUCGAAGAAGGUGAAGAUACCGGAUCCGAAAGAUGCGACGAAAACGGUGGAGGUGAUAGAGUCUCGCUAUGAACUCAACCGGAGUGCGAGGGAAAGGGAGAGCGACGGUGUAGUCCGAAGAAUUGGAAACUUCGCUUCAGCUAUCAAACUGACUGCCACAUUCUCGGAGUGA
Eremomyces bilateralis CBS 781.70 is the source of this 6870-nucleotide messenger RNA. RefSeq lists its product as uncharacterized. Gene Ontology annotation, molecular function: ATP-dependent chromatin remodeler activity; ATP binding; methyltransferase activity. The transcript is spliced from 2 exons. Bases 1 to 6870 code for a protein of 2289 amino acids. Lineage: Eukaryota; Fungi; Ascomycota; Dothideomycetes; Eremomycetales; Eremomycetaceae. The record is from RefSeq and is a predicted model, not a curated record.